Brassica napus (rape) is the source of this 804-nucleotide messenger RNA. Its product is annotated as josephin-like protein. NCBI's taxonomy places the organism in Eukaryota, Viridiplantae, Streptophyta, Magnoliopsida, Brassicales, Brassicaceae. The record is from RefSeq and is a predicted model, not a curated record. The transcript has 3 exons. Bases 2 to 706 code for a protein of 234 amino acids.
UAUGAACCAUGCUCAGAUUAUGGUAGUGUGCCUUGUCUCAGACAUGAACCAUUCUAUGUCCUGCAGUUCUACAGAAUUUUUUUGCAGGUUGGUGAAGGUCUUCUCCUAUGUCCUGCAGUUCUACAGAAUCUUUUCGCAGCCGCAGACUCGUGAAUGGAAUCUGCCCAUCCAUAAAUGUAAGUUUAAAAUUGGCCUCUCCUGGAGUCAAAAAUAUACCUUUUCCAGAGUGUUUUGCGUACAAAUGAGUGAUCAUCAAAGAAGAAUGAUGCUAAAUGGUUGCUUCAUUAGAAAGAGCCUUUUUCAUCGCUUAAACAAAGCUACUGGAACAAAACGAAUCAGCACAAGCACUAGACCAGUUCCGAGAGAUGCCUCAGUUAAUCAAAGCGCAAUCAAGGGACCUCAUGGUGGUAAGAUCCCCGGGUGCACAACGAGCUGCAGAUUAAGGUUACCGAGGAAGACAGAGGUCACAGCAGCAAGAAUGAUCAAGCAACUUGGCUGUAAAUUUGCAAAAGGUUUGCGCCUGGUGGUGAUGAGGAAGAAGAGGAAAUCUUCACCGUCAAAGGGUUCUUCUUCUUUUUCCUCAGGGAGGUCUCAGCCGUCGAUCAUGCCUUUAAGCAAUGAAAGUCAUAGAUCAGAGGCCAUAGAAGACUGCAUAGAGUUCAUCAACUCAUCAUCCUCCUUCAACAGAUCAAACUCUACUUGUUAAGUUUCAUUACUCCCUUUAUAUUGGUGUUCAUUGUGUAUUUGCUUAUGUUGUGAGAAUUACAUGCACUGUCUAUAUAAUAAGUCUUUAUGCGACUUUCA